AUGAGUGUUAAACAAGGUAGUCGGAAGCUUUGGGUGUCUGGAAACCUUAAGCCGUUUCGAAGCAUAAGAAAAUGGCACUCGAGUGUCAAGGCAUUGCAAGAUAUCAACCAUGGUUCUUACAAUACACCAAGCGAUGUAUAUAGAGGUAUAAAUUCUACAAAAUUUUCCUCCUCUCUAACGGAUAGCUUUCAUCGGCGUCAUGAUUAUCUUCGAAUAUCCCUGACAGAAAAAUGCAAUUUGCGAUGUCUUUACUGUAUGCCAGAGGAAGGGGUGCCUCAAUCCUUACCCUCGAAGCUAUUAACUACCCCCGAGAUAUACAUCCUUUCUUCUAUUUUUAUUUCUCAAGGCAUUAGAAAGCUUCGUUUAACUGGCGGAGAGCCGACUGUGCGAAAAGAUAUAAUCCCGCUCAUGCACCAGAUCGGUACCCUCAGGUCUCAGGGCCUACAGGAGCUUUGCAUCACCACAAAUGGUAUAUCAUUGCACAGAAAGUUAGAUGAAAUGAAACUGGCAGGUCUAACUGGGAUUAAUAUUAGUUUGGAUACACUUGACCCAUGGAAAUUUCAGAUUAUAACAAGGCGAAAAGGCCUCCAGGCCGUAUUGAAAAGCAUAGAAAAGAUCACGGAAAUGAAUAGGCUCGGCGCUUGCUUUAAGCUCAAGGUCAAUUGUGUAGUUAUGCGCGGCGUGAACGACAUGGAGAUUGCUUCCUUUGUGGAAUUAACACGCGACCAAGACUUGGAAGUUCGGUUCAUCGAGUAUAUGCCUUUCGAUGGUAACAAAUGGAAUUAUGAAAAGAUGCUCAGCUACGCAGAGAUGAAAGAGAAGAUUCGGCUAAAAUAUCCAGGUAUGAUGAAGAUACGAGAUCAAGAUAAUGAUACUAGCAAGACCUAUAAAAUUUCUGGUUUUGUUGGAAAAUUUGGAUUUAUCACUAGUAUGACGCACAAUUUUUGUGGAACAUGCAAUAGAUUACGAAUUACUAGCGAUGGUAAUCUAAAGGUUUGCCUCUUUGAAAAUACUGAGGUUUCACUUCGGGACAUUAUUCGUAGGGCGAAUAACGGCAUGCCUAUUAAUGAGACUGUUCUUGGGGUAAUGAAGCAAAGAAUAGUCAACAAACCGCGAGGGUUAAGCUUAUCCAAGCAACUACUAGGUGAAACAAACGCCGAAGAACUAUGGAAGACAAUAAAAGUAGCUGUCUACAACAAGAAAGAGAAACACGCUGGGGUUAAAAAUCUGAAGAGCAUGCAAAAUCGACCCAUGAUACUUAUAGAAAGAAGAAAGGCCCCUAGCACUGUAGGUCUCAUACAGGUUUCAGCAGCACUAUUGCCGAAGCUUAUGAAAGAGUCCCUACCUCACAACCAAUCGCAAAAUAAAAAACUCUUCUUUUCUACGAUCUCAGAAUCAAGACAAAUUGAAUUAACACAUGUCACACCAUCCGGCUCUGGGCAAAUGGUUUCAAUUUCUGAAAAGUUGGUCACUAGACGGAUAGCCACAGCAAUUUGUACUCUCUUUUUUUCCAACGACACAGCUAUCCCCCUAAUUCGAUCGAAUCAGAUGAAGAAGGGUGAUGUGAUAUCUAUUGCAAGAAUCGCUGGAAUACUUGCAGCUAAGAAAACAAGCGAUUUGAUUCCGCUUUGUCAUCCCAUCGCUAUCACGUCCGUCGUGAUUGAUCUAGAGAUCAUAGGCAUUAAUAAUCACAAACAGGACCACUUUUAUGUCUCAAAGCUAUCAAAACCCGAAAUCGGAGAAAAGAGUCCCCUGGCCGCAAGCUUCUUGCCUGGUAAGUUUGGAGGAAUAGAAAUUUCGGUUACAGUCGAGUCAGAUGGUAAAACGGGCGUCGAAAUGGAAGCUCUCACUGCUGCUAGCCUAUCAGCUCUUACAGUGUAUGACAUGUGUAAAUCUGUCGAUAGAGGUAUGCGUGUUGAUGGUUUACGAGUUGUGAAAAAAGAAGGAGGGAAAAGCGGAAAGUGGGUUGAAGGUGAUAUCAAAGAGCGAUGUGAUCCAUAA
Molecule: messenger RNA, 2001 nt
Organism: Blumeria graminis f. sp. triticale
Lineage: Eukaryota; Fungi; Ascomycota; Leotiomycetes; Helotiales; Erysiphaceae
Source: the annotation of a GenBank genome assembly